GGAAGGAGCGCACUGCCGGAGCUGCCGGGAGAGAGAGAGAGAGAGAGAGAGAGAGGGAGGGAGAGGGAGAGAGACAGACAGAGAGAGCGAGAGAGAGAGAGAGAGAGAGAGAGAGAGAGAGAGAGAGGGCAUAGAAGAGCGAAGUGAAGAAACGCACAGUUUGUAGGAGGAGAGCGCAGAGGCUGCACGUUUAUUUUCUCCCGAUCAGUUUUACGCACGCACGCCGAAGCUGCCUCUUCCAGAAGAUCCACUGUUUUCUUUUGCGCAAGAACAGACUGUUAUCGGGACAGUGUAUUAAGAGGAAAAUCGAUGGGAAUAUAUAUAUAUGUGUAUAUGUAUAUUCUGUAAAUCACUUGUCCUUUUGCUAAGUGAAUGCGCCAGAGGGAAAGAGAGACAGGGCAAAAGAUUUGGGGAUAUUUUAUCGAAACGAGGAGACCAGUCCCUUGAGACUUUUUCAGGUUUUGUCAAACUUAAUGGUUCUUGGCAGAUGUUUCUGUUGGUUGCUGAUGGUUUCAAUCAGUGAUUUCUUAUCUGUUUUCUGAUUGUGUCUGUCAUCGGUGUUGACGGGGUCUAUAUUCCCACGCGCUCUGUGACUGACAGAGGGACACAGUGCUGCUGUCUGUGCGCACCGACAUGGAUUUUGAGGCUUUAAAAAUGUGUUUCGAGUAGAAACUGCGCUGAUUUCAGAUCUCCUUUCACAGAUUGCCGCUUUCAGUGUCCCCGAGAGAAGCAGUGGCACACACGGACAUAACUCAUACUGCAACCCGGCGUUUGUAGUGGAUUUUUGGACACUACUCGUGUUGCGCUUGAAAGAAACUGUGGCAAAGAAGAGGGGAAAGGGGACUUUGGACUGCAGCUUUGUCUAAGAUAAACAUAAUAAAAAGGAGGAGAGGAGCUGAUUUUUCUCCACACCCAAGGGAAAAAAGAUGGAUUUAUUCAUGUGGCUUUGUGGAUGUUUACUGGCUUUUCUUUUGCCUUCAUCAGUCAAAGCAGAGGAAGGAGCGUCUGAACCAUGCGGUGGCUAUUUAGAUGCCAGCGACGCCGGUUACAUCACCACCCCCGGCUACCCACUUGAGUACCCACCUCAUCAGAACUGCCGCUGGGUCAUCACAGCCCCCGAACCUUCGCAACGUAUCGUCCUAAACUUCAACCCACACUUUGAGAUAGAGAAACUGGACUGCAGGUAUGACUACGUAGAAAUCCACGAUGGGAACUCAGAGACAGCCGACCUACUAGGAAAGCACUGCAGCAACAUCGCCCCUGCACCGAUCAUAUCAUCAGGCCCCUCGCUCCACAUCAAGUUCGUAUCUGACUACGCUCACCAGGGGGCGGGCUUCUCGCUGCGCUAUGAAAUCUUUAAAACUGGUUCGGACUGUUCCCGUAACUUUACAAGUCCCUCAGGUCUUAUCGAGUCCCCGGGCUUCCCCGACAAAUACCCUCACAACCUGGAAUGCUCCUUCAUCAUCAUCGUCCCCCCCAGCAUGGAUGUAAGCCUUACCUUCCUCACGUUUGACCUGGAGAACGACCCCCUGCCGGGCGGAGAGGGGGACUGCAAGUACGAUUGGCUGGAGGUGUGGGACGGGCUUCCAGGAGUGGGCCCUCUUAUUGGUCGAUACUGUGGGACCAGGGUGCCUCCUGAAAUCCAAUCAUCUACCGGGAUUCUCUCUCUGUCUUUCCACACCGACAUGGCUGUGGCUAAAGACGGUUUCUCAGCUCGAUACAACAUGACACACAAGGAAGUCAGUGAGACUUUCCAUUGUAGUAACGCAUUCGGUAUGGAGUCAGCAAAGAUCACAGACGACCAGAUCACAGCUUCAUCGAGUUUCUACGACGGACACUGGCUGCCUCGCCAGGCCAGACUCAACUACAAUGACAACGGAUGGACGCCCAAUGAAGACAGCAACAGGGAAUACAUACAGGUGGACCUCCACACUUUGAAGGUGCUUACAGGCAUCGCCACACAGGGCGCCAUUUCCAAGGAAACACAAAAGUCUUACUAUGUCACUACAUUCAAGCUGGAGGUCAGCACCAAUGGAGAGGACUGGAUGGUCUACAGACAUGGCAAGAAUCAUAAGGUUUUCCAUGCCAACACUGACCCCACAGAGGUGGUUCUCAAUCGGAUCCCGCAGCCAGUCCUGGCCCGCUUCGUACGAAUCAGACCUCAGACGUGGAAGAAUGGCAUCGCUCUGCGGUUUGAGCUUUACGGCUGUCAGAUUACGGACGCUCCCUGCUCAGAGCUGCAAGGCAUGUUGUCUGGGCUGCUACCCGACUCCCAGAUUUCUGCAUCCUCGAUGAGGGACAUCCACGGUUCCAUGGGUGCAGCCAGGCUGGUGGCCAGUCGGUCAGGCUGGUUUCCCAACCCGACACAACCCAUAGCUGGAGAGGAGUGGCUGCAGGUGGACCUUGGUGUGCCCAAGAUGGUGCGUGGCAUAAUAACACAGGGUGCCAGAGGGCUGGAGGGUAGCACCAGCACUGAGAACAGAGCGUUUGUCAGGAAGUACAAACUGGCGCACAGCUUGAACGGCAAAGACUGGACCUACAUCCCUGACAGCAAGACCGGGUUUGCUAAGAUUUUUGAGGGAAACAGCCACUACGACACUCCGGAGGUGCGGAGGUUUGAAGAGAUAGUGACCCAGUACAUCAGAGUCUUUCCGGAGAGGUGGUCGCCUGCUGGCAUCGGCAUGAGGAUGGAGGUCCUCGGCUGUGACCUGCCUGAAACCACCACUUUACCUGACACAGCGACCCCCACCCUGCCCAGAGUGGAACAGACCACUGCAGCAAUGAGACCCGCCACCACUCCGUCCCUGUCGGCCGUAUGUGACUUUGAGCAGAGCUUGUGCGGCUGGUCGGCUGAUCCCCAGUCAGGUGUGAGCUGGUCCCUUCACACCGCCAGCGGCGGUUCAAGCGGACACGGCACACACGGAACGAGGCUGGAUAUGGUGCUAGGAUCAGACAACUUCUCAGGGAACUACCUCCACCUUGACGCAGGCGCCCACACCCAGCGCAAGCGAGCCCGGCUGCUGAGCCCCGAGGUGGGGCCGGAGCGAGGUCCGCUCUGCCUCGUCUUCUAUUACCAGCUACAGGGGGAGGCGCAAGGGAGCCUGAGGGUCCUGCUGAGGGACAGCGACCAGGAGGAGUCACUGUUAUGGGCUCUAAAAGGAGACCAGGGGCCUCAUUGGAAGGAGGGACGCACCAUUCUGCCCCAAAGCCCCAAGGAGUAUCAGGUGGUGUUUGAAGGUUUUUUUGAUCACCCGACCAGAGGCCACAUCAGAAUAGAUAACAUCCACAUGAGCAACAGCAUCGAGCUGGAGCAGUGUACACAGCCUUUCCCCGCCUUAACUCCUGGCAUAACCAGGAGCGCCAUGCCUGUGAUCGAGCCCACAGUAGACACAGUGGCAGUGAAGGAUGUCCCUGCCUAUUGGUACUAUCUGUUGGCAGGAGGAGGUGCCCUCUUGCUGCUGGUUACUGUAACUGUGGUGGUGAUACUGUGCUGCCAUCGUUACCACGGCGCGACCAAGAAGACGAGCGUUAGCCAUCAUCAUUCAGUGAUGUAUCACAACAGCCAACAACCAAAUCAGCAAGGUCACCAAAACUCCUGCCACAACCAAAACGCCAGCUAUAAUCUGAUCCACAGCCCCAACCAAAACCCCCUGUGCCAAGGCAGCAGGCCAAGCCCUGAGCCCAUGCUUACCAUCAGACUGGAGAAAGAUGACUAUGAUUCCCAGUGUUGAAACCUGGACUACAUGUGAAUUAUACAAUUUCAUUUGAAUACUUUGUUCAGAUACAGUGAUCAAAGGGUGUGAAAACACCUUGAAAUGAAGGAGCAGUAUUCAGCAUAAUCACCACUCUUCACUGAUGAGAAUCUACAUGAGCAAGACACUGCAGUUCCUGUUGCUGAUGAAUGAUCUAAUUGACUGAUCAGGAUGCACCUUCACUCAACUUCCUUGUUGGCUGGAACUGGCAGAUUAAUGAGAGAAAUACAAUUCCUGGUGUUUAAACUUUACCAACAUCCCUCUCUGAUGAGAGUAGAUGUCAGAACUUCAGUUUGCCAAUUUUGACAGUCGAUGAGACGGCUGAUAACAACUUUUUGGAUGCUCUUAAGAGCAUACUGGCUUCAACAGCUGCACCACAACCUGAAAAUUUGAUGGAUUGGAUUAUGAUCAGAAUAACAAGAAGAUCACAGGUAGACAGACUGCAACUGUCAAACAAAUGAGACACCUGUGUUGUAACAGCAUAUUUUCUUCUUCACUAAAUGUCAGAGCAGGAUCUGUCUGUCUUCCCUGCUCUGGUCUGCAGUUUGGACACUGCCUGCCUCCGACAGAGAGGAAAUUUACGCAACCCAGUGUGUUCAUGUACUACAGAAAGAUAGAAUGCUAUUUCUUUUGGACUGAGUGAAGCUGGUAUUUAUUUGUCCGCUAGCUUUUGAGAGACUGAGAGUGAGUGAAAGAGACAGAUAAAGAAAAGGGAGAGGUAUAGGAGGAAUUAGUGCUGCCUGUCCAGCCGUGAAAGAUAGACAGCUACACAUCCACCGUGUGUGUUGCUCCUUUGGUCUGUGAAAGAGGAAUCAUUGUUGUGCUGUUUUCUGCCUGGUUUACACAAGGGAAACAUAGGAUGAGACAGCUUAUGUCUCUGCACACCUAGAAACAAAUGUUUGCCAUCAAAAUACACAAACACAUACAUAUGCACGGACACAUCAAGACUUUUUACCGGCUCGUGAUUGAGUCUCAUGUUUGCAUUUGCCCUGAGUGCACUUGUCAUUUACAGUACACGACUAAAUACAUUCUGGAUAUGCCUUUUUUUUUUAAUCACCUCCUGAACGAGGUACAGUGCCUCAGUGUCAAAUUAGAGAUUAAUGGACUCUAUACAGUUUUUUUUUGCCUGGAUCUCAUGGAUAACUUAAUGCCUGUGUCUGUUAAUGUUCAAACUAAGCAUCAUUGUAUGUUCUACACACAUUAGACUGAGUGAAUGAAACAAAACAGAAAAACCAAAAUCAUAUAUGUAUCAAGGAUCUGAACCUGCAUUUACAUUUUUCUUCGUCGUCUGUGCAAGUCAAAAUCUUUACGUCUGUGUGUGUAAUCCUAGAUGACAAAUUCUGAAUUGUUGAGAUUCAAAAUCUUAUAUAUCAUAUUGGCCUGGUAACCUGAAAAUGUGGCUACAAAAAUUGUCUGUUUUGCUUCCAUUCAUCAGGUGAGACCAAGCAUAUGCUGUGACAAAAAAAAAAAGAAGCUUUUUUUACUUAUGAAGCCUUUAAGCAAAGCACUGAUCCAGGACCAGUGGUCAGUUCUUUUAGUCAUUUCAUUCACCAUAAUCUAUCAAGUAUGACUGAUUCCAGUGCAGCACUACUGUUACACACCUCACACAAGUUUGUUUUUUUGGAUGUAUUUUUAUUGAAUCAACUGUUAAACAGUGGAUAUGUCGGCAUUUAUUAUCACAUUUUUCCCUGAGUUGACAGAGUAUAGUACUCGACAAGUGUUACACGAUGCAUUUCUGAUCCUUUCUGUUACAAGUUAUAGUAACCUCAGCACUUUUUUGCUCAUUAAUAAUCAUUUUAUUGAAGGUUCUGAUGAUUUAUGAUAAUUUCUUACUUUUACUGUGAAUCUUAAGAUAGAAAUUAAAAUCAAACUUUGGGUUGGGUAUCAAUACUGUUUAUAAUAAUCAAAUGCCUUUUUGUUUUCUUUGUAAUUACGUGUUAGAGUGUGCCUAUGCUGUAUAAUAGUUCUACAAUGUUUAUUUUUUAUACUGACUGAGUUUUGUUUCAAAGUAACAGUUAUGUUUAUUGUGCUCACUGAGAUGAUCUUAACAAAAAAAAAUACUUAACUUUUCUUGACUUUGACAUGAAAAUAGCGAAUGUUUGUCCCUCAUUGAAAGCAUCCAGUUUUUUUUCCAGAUAGUGACGCAAAACUGAGGCAAAUCUUUAUGUUAUGUGUGAAGACUGAUGAGUAUUCUGGCAUUUUUACUUUAGAUCGAGAAGCCCACUAUUAAUCUCUAUUCUUAUCUACAACCUGUGAAAUUGGGCGUACUUGUUUUCUGAACUUUUCAGCUGCUCACCAUCUUGUGUGGUGUGCGCCCCCUACAUCAUUUUGUUCAUGCGCAAAUCCCCCAGCCCUUUUAUCAAAACCGGCUUGUUCCUAUUCUACUCCUUCCCUUCAUCGCAAAUCCUUCCAGUAAAAAAAAAACACAGGAGAGGAAAAUGAGAGGCAGAAAAGGAGGAGAGCAAAAUCUCUCAGAGGAGAAGAGCCCAUUAAGCGAGCCCCUUUUUCCUCCAAAGAAUGCGCCCAGAGAUGGAGGGAGAUGAAAGAAGUAAAAGAAGAAAAAAAAAACUGCUCUCUAUACUUUCUAAAGAUAGAUUUCUUCUUUUACUCUGAGAGGAAGGCUAACAGGGAGGCAGGUUGGGGUUUGGAUUGAAAGAGGGAGAGAAUUGAAGGAGGAGGGCAGGUUGUUUCAAACACAAAAGCAGAUGAAAGAAGUCUUUUGGCAGAAUAGACAGCAUGAUGGAGGCACACAUUAUUCGUACUGCACACAUACACACACACACCAUCUAACAAACACAGACCUGUGUUAGCAAAUAAUCCAGAUUUCCACUAAGCUAUUAAAUUCGGUCAGUUAAAUCACUGUUUCAUGCAUUUUCAAAUUGUCUAUUCACUCUGCAGAUCCCCAUAUUGACCAAUUUCAUCAUGUUGUGUCUCAUAAAAUGCUGUUUUGUGCUGUAGUCAACACAUAUUUUAGUUAUUUUGUGCUUGCAUAUCCAUUUUCUACCUUGCUAGCCCCUUUCUCCCUUCCGUUUCAAUCGACUUGUGUAUGAUUUACACAUUAUAUGACUCAUUCUAGCAGCCCUGUGCCAUAACCCAAUCAAUGUAGGUCCAAAAAUCAAACAGAGAAAUGAUAUAUGAUUGUAUUUAUGUUGUGCUACCCAUGCAGUUUUCUCCAACAUCUCUCUCUCUCUCUCCCUCUCUCUAUCAAACUUUCUGCAAGAUUUGGAAAAUGUGUUGGCGUCUUUUCAGUGCUUUUAAAUCAACCUUCCUUCACUUUCCUCUCCUGUCUCCAUCACAGACUACUUUGAAGCCCUUUAAUAUUUCUAAUUAGUUAAUGGAGCUGAUUGCAUUCAUAAAACCAUGCGGUAAGCAUUUCUAGCCCUCAGGCCAUCUCUAUUUUUCUCUCUCUCUUCCUCCUCCUCCUUCUCUUCCUCCGUUUCCUGGAGAAAUAUUACGGGUGAAAGCACUCUAACAGGUCCUCGGGCCCCCACUGGAACAGUGUAUGGUGCCAAAGAGCCAUCCAUGGCUUUGCCUGAAUAAAAAAGCUGCCUUUUUAUUCUUCUCUUUACUAAUUGGAGAGUAGAGAUAAAAUGGGGCUACAGGGAGUUUUAAUCUCCCCUCAGAUCCACGUGAUGAUUCUUCUCAGGCUCCUAGCCUAAGGGCUUUAAGCCAGGAUCAUUAGAAAGUGUUCAACAGUCGUCAAAAGAGUGUCUGGGCAUCUUUCUUUUUUAUCCUGCUUCUUUUAGUAUCUCUCCGUUAGUGAUUUAAUGUUUUGUCAAGGCCUGCAGUGAUUUCAGUUGACUGUGAGAAAGGAGAAUUUAGAGCCUGGAGGGUCUGUUGUGAAACUUCAUUUACAUUAUCAGAAGACUGAUUGGAUGCUUUCAUGGUCAUGUACUAAGUUGAGUAUUACAUUAACAGUAGAUUUCAGUGAGAUGAAAUCAACCAUGUUUAGCCUAGGAGGUAACUGUUUACUCUGGGCAAACUGUCAAAAUGCAGAAUAAUCAUGUUUAUUUCAUUUUUUUUUUUUAUUUUGCACUGAAUAACAUGAACAUAUUAUUUUAUUUAGUGGGAUGGUUAAGACGACUGCCAACAUUAUUUGAAGACAUGUUCAUAAUCUCCAGGCCACUUUGAGUUUUCUGAGUGUGCUUGGAGAUAGGGGUGGGUGAUAUGGCAAAAGUAUCGUAUCAUGAUUUUUUUCAGGCAGGAUCACGAUCCACGAUCUUAUCACGAUUAUUUUUCAUAUUGGUUUUUAAGAUUCAAAAACUUUAUUGUCUAUCACAUGAUGUCUUUGUCUAGGUUAGCUUAGGGGCUCACGAACAACAUAAAAAUAUACACCCAUGAAAGACUCACAUAAAGUUGUGCAAAGCUACAUUAAAAAGUAGUGGCAGUCUAUUUGGCCUUGUUUAAAAUGGAUAUUGCAGUGUAAAAGCAUUAGUGCGUCGUUUUCAGAUAACUGUUAGUCCAGUCCAACUGUUAGCCCAGCUGUUACUUUAACAUGAUGUGCAGCAGGUGAGCCUCUUCGCAGGACAUCGACACUGCCGUAGAUUUCACAAACACGCUACCAAGCAUCAAAUCUGUGAGCUAACUGGUGAGCUGGCAACGUGACAAUGCGAGUUUGGGCUCCUGAUGUGAACUGUGCAGAUAAUUUGCUCUGCUGUGAUCUCGUUUUUACCCAAAGUCCUUGUCGCUGGGGGUCGUUUUCUCCAGCAGAUUGGAGAUGCGGUACGAGGUGCUCGCCAUGUCGGUGCUGUUACCCGUUAGCCUCCUGCUAGCAGACGUCACAGAGCUGAACCGAUACCAUGUGCGCCGUAGCAUGAUACUAAUGAUCUCUAUGUAAAAGCAGAUUGUGGAGACAUUUUAAUUGUUCACGAUCUACUAUCGUCAUAUCGCACACCCCUACUUGGAGAUGUCUGUCUUGGUUGGCCAGAUAUUUUUUGAUCACCUGUAUUUCACUCCUUUGUUCUCCUUCUUUCUUUUUUUGUUGUUUUCACCUUCGAUUUCCGUGAUGUGAAAUCACAGAUUUUAGGGGUAAAAGUACAAAUAUAUGUUGAGAAAAUCUACCUUGAUGAUGUCAUUUUUAUCAAAUAGGUGAUGUUGUUAUUGUUCUUUGAUUUAUUGUUUUAAUAUAAGAGUUUUUUAUUAAUCAAAGAGGUUUUUCUUGAACUGUUGGAAGCAGAAAAGACUGAUCAUUCUGAAACGUGGCCUCAGCAAGGGAUGAAUAUAAAAUUAGCUCUUAUUGAAACUAUGAUUAGCUUUGGACUCACCCAGACUGAAUAAAACCAACCUCGGGAUCAUCCCUGGCUUUAGGCACAGCACUGUUACAUUUACUCUUGUGCACUUUCUCUGCCUCUGUGAAGGAAACACCUGAACUUUAUGAUUGUCUUUUUGAAUUCUUGUUUAGCAGCGCUCGAUGUCACUGUUUUGCACUUCAAGCAAAUCAAAUAUUGAACUAUACCAAGAAAGAUUAAGCCAAUAAAGGCUCACAAUACAAAGAAUUAAAUGAAGAAAUUUUCAACACCCAAAACUCCUGAAAAUGAAUACACUUCAAUUAGCAUAGGAUUUGUUGUUUGUGGUAAUAUUUGAAUUGAAAUGAAACUUUUGAGUCUUUUGUUUAUGCUCUAAUUGGGUUUGAAAGUCAAUUUUGGGUCAAUUCAAGCAAUUAAAGAUGUGAUUUUUAUCACUUCUUUGAUUUCAAGGAAAUUACCUCAUAUUUAAUCCUUGAGCAAAUAUCUUUAUGUUUAUUUAACAUAUAGCAGGUCUCAUUUGACGGUAUUCUUACUAUUAUUUAGAGAUUGAUAUAGUAAUGAGUAUUGGAAGUUUGUAAAAAUACAAGGUUUCAUCCGGGGAUGCCUCACGUUAAAAUUGUCUUAUUGAAAAAUGACUUAAUCUUACUGAGGAAAUGAGGCUCUCUAUCUUUUUUUCAUAUCUAACAUAAGUUUUCACCUCUUAUCUUUUGAAAACCUUUUACGGUUUCACUUCAUAAUGUGUUUUUUGGUUCCCUUGCCCCAGCAAUAAAUGAUUAUCGGCUGCACAGAUAUUGCUCUAUUUUUUUUUUUUUUCUUAGGAUUUGUAAUAUCAAUUUCCUUGAAUAAAACUGAAUUGAAGCAGAAUUGAGCUUUCCAAACCAUUCAAAGCCUUGCACUUCGGUCUGCCUCAGAAAUAUGAAGUGGUAUUUUAGCUUGUUGAAUUUCAUGGUCUUGGAAUAAAAAGAAAAUAUAUUGCGGGGAAUGUAACGGUAAUAAAAGUAAUAUUUUUCUAUGA
Molecule: messenger RNA, 10013 nt
Organism: Thunnus maccoyii (southern bluefin tuna)
Lineage: Eukaryota; Metazoa; Chordata; Actinopteri; Scombriformes; Scombridae
Product: neuropilin-2-like
Exons: 17
Coding region: 927-3731 (934 amino acids)
Biological process (GO): vascular endothelial growth factor signaling pathway; axon guidance; angiogenesis
Cellular component (GO): membrane
Molecular function (GO): semaphorin receptor activity; vascular endothelial growth factor receptor activity
Source: RefSeq, a predicted model, not a curated record